AUGGGUUAUCUGGACCUUGGCGACUCGUACUAUGUCGCCCAAAAAAUCAACUGCAGCGAGGUACUUGGCCUGCUGCCGGCUAGCCAGACCUCCCUCAGUUCGUGCAUCCACGUCUACGUCCCCGAUCGCCCACAAGAGUCCCAGCCUGCAUCCAUGUACAAAUAUCCUGCCCGCAGCCGUCCGACCCAAACCCAGCACUUGAGCCUGGAGCGACGCAGCAAGCACCGCCCGGUCUCCUCACCUGCUCUUGCGCAUUCCUCGUCCAAUCCGACAAUGGCCACAGCCCGCGAACGCUCUGCUACUGCUGCUGCCGCUGCUGCCGCCGCCGCUGCUGGCUUCUCCGGCGCCGAUGGCGGUGGUAUGCGCUCAAGGUCGCUGUCGCUCGAGAGUCCUCUCAUCCAGCGAGGCCACAGCAGCAGCUCGGUCGGCAGCUCGGUCGGCAGCUCGGUCGGCAGCUCCACAGCCUCCGCGUAUCAUUGUGCUGCCGCUUCCGUCUCCGCCACAACCUGUUCCUCGGCUGUGGCCCAUCCAACCUCCGCCCCACGCUCGCCUGUGUCUCCUUCCUCGGCGUAUUCGGCCAGCGAGCCCUUCCCGGUUGAGCUCCUCUACCGACCGCACUCGGCCUGCAAUGGCCGAGAGCUCGCCGCCAUGUGUCUCGAUCGUGGCCAUGCCGAUGGUCUACCCCGCCGCUAUCCCUUCGAUGUCGAGCGCCAGCUCUAUCGGCGCUCGUUCAUGAAGCUGACCGAGGUCGGGCGGCCCCUGCACCAUCGCGCCGUCAUCACCUCCUUCAUGCUCUACAUGUUCAUCAUCCACGCCGGUAUCGAGGUUGGCGAGUGGCCUGCCGAAAUCCUGGACACUCGCACCUUCUACCCUUGCCCUCGCACCGCCAGCAACGGCCACCCCAUCCUUCCCAAGGCCAGACAGAGGAGCACCCCCCGGCGGCAUCCCUUCCGGAAGCGCCCGUCGCCUCUGCGGAAUGUCAGUGUCGGCCUUGACCUCAACCAUGACUUUGACCUCGAUCGCGAUGCCGCCGCCGGCGUUGCGACCCCGUCCAAGAACGGCACCGGCUUGCCGAGCCAGGACAACUGGAGCCCGAUCGAGUUCAUUACCGACUUUUACGACUUUCCGGACCGACCGUUGUCGCCACUGCCAACCGAGAUCGACGCCGAGCACAACGCCUACGGCCUGCCGCCGCUGUCAUUCUCCUUCGCCGAUCUCCCGUCCAGCCCCGCCAUGCACCACCUCCCGACCAGUCCGACCAGUCCGACCAGCCCAACCCAUCCGCUCGCCUCAUCGCCUGGUCUCAAGCGCCUGCUUCCUCGGUCGACCCACUUCCGCCACGUCUUUCUGGACGAGCCCGCGACCAAAGGCAGCGGCCAGCGUGGCAAGUCCUCGGCCGUCGAUAAACGAUUCUCCUUGGACUCCAAGUUGUCGAGCUCCACAAAGUCCUCAAAGUCGUCCUCCGCCGCGGCCGACUCGGCUUGCCGGGGUCAAAAGAUCAAGGACAUCAAAAACGAGACGCGGCAGAAGCUCCAUCGGAUCAGCAUGAAGUUCAACUCGUUUUGGACGGGGUCCAAAUCCCUCAAGGUCUCGGCGUAG
Molecule: messenger RNA, 1599 nt
Organism: Polychytrium aggregatum
Lineage: Eukaryota; Fungi; Chytridiomycota; Chytridiomycetes; Polychytriales
Exons: 1
Coding region: 1-1599 (532 amino acids)
Source: RefSeq, a predicted model, not a curated record